Durusdinium trenchii is the source of this 1086-nucleotide messenger RNA. Lineage: Eukaryota; Dinophyceae; Suessiales; Symbiodiniaceae. The record is from the annotation of a GenBank genome assembly.
AGCUGUUCUGUGCCAAAACGAUGGAUGUCUCUGGAGCCUCGCAUCUCUCCCCGAGGCAUGAUGAUGAAGCCUCUGAUGCCGAGAGCGUCAGUGCUGCGAGCGCGCGAUCCGCCUCGAGCUUGUUGUCCAGGAGAUCACAGGGGCGCUCCUCUGGAAUGAACAUCUCCACAGGCACCGGGUCGCAGGAUACCAAGACCUACAGAGAUCUCCUUCUAAGCAAAGGAUAUCACAUCACAGGCAUCCUGGGCCGGGGGCAGAAUAGCGACUUCGUGGUGCAUUCGGCCAUGAAGAACGGCGAGAAGUUCGCGGUGAAAGUCUCCACGGAGAGCGAACAGGAGGGAACCAACGGUGGCGCCCUACGCCGGGAGUACGCGACCUUAUCCUCUCUCAAACACCCCAACAUCGUGCGGGCGCUGCAAAUUUGGCAGGGCCAUGUAGAUGAAGGCAUGAAAGGAUCUGCGAUGAUCUUGGAGUUUUGCGGAGGGAUUAGGCUCAGCCGUCGGCUGCCCUGGUCAGACGCGACCUUUCAGCUGGCAGCACGACGGAAAUGCCUCUGGCAGAUCGCGGAUGCCGUGGCAUACCUCCACUCCUUGCUCGUUGCUCAUCGAGACUUGCAUUGCAAGAACGUCUUGGUCAACGAGGUGGGCAAAGACAUCGAAGUGAAGGUCUUAGAUUUUGGCUGCGCACGGCCUCUGAACUCGGACGGCGGCGUUGAGGAAGAUGUGAACGUGAACAUACUGCCAGUGGGCUCUACACAGCCUUGCGAUAUCUUCGCCAUGGGGCUGAUCGGUUGCUCCAUCAUCUCGGGGAAGGAGAUCAGCAGCUGGGGCGUGGUACCGCCGGAUGGGGAGUCCUCCAUCACUUUGCCUGCCUGCGGUGCAAAGGACUUUCGCUUGACUGGGCUGAUGUCGGAAUAUCUGCUCGGCAUGCUUGAAGUGAAUGGGGAGCGCCGCUUCAAAGCACCAGAGGCGCUCAGCAGACUGCCCGAGGAGUCGCAGUGGUUGAUGACGCAGCCGAAGAAGCUUUCACUCUGAGGAAAACGCACAGAUCGAUCUGGCAAAAGCCGUGUGUGCAGAGUCAACCACC